Molecule: messenger RNA, 2479 nt
Organism: Parus major (Great Tit)
Lineage: Eukaryota; Metazoa; Chordata; Aves; Passeriformes; Paridae
Gene: PCNP
Product: PEST proteolytic signal containing nuclear protein
Exons: 6
Coding region: 93-623 (176 amino acids)
Biological process (GO): proteasome-mediated ubiquitin-dependent protein catabolic process; protein ubiquitination
Cellular component (GO): nucleus
Source: RefSeq, a predicted model, not a curated record
CGCUGCCCGCAGGAGAACUACAAUCUUGUUGACCCCCAGUUCAGACUUUCUUCUCUCUCAUUGCUUCAUCCUAGUAGCUUUUUGCAUUAGCAAUGCAAAGAGCUUUAUCCCCUGAUGGUCGGAAUUUGCUGUGCAUGGAAGGACCUGAAGAAGAGGCAGAAAAACCUGUGAAAACUAAGACUGUUUCUUCCAGUAAUGGAGGAGAAAGUUCGAGUCGCAGCGCAGAGAAACGGGCAGCUAAUGAAGAAGCUGAAGACUUCACCACAAAACCUGCUCCUGCCAAAAUGUCCAAGUUUGGAUUUUCCAUAGGCAGUCAGACAACAAAGAAGGCAUCUGCAAUAUCCAUCAAACUGGGAGCAAAUAAGCCGAAAGAGCCUGUUCCAACCCUGGCUCCAAAAACCCUUUCUGUAGCAGCAGCUUUCAACGAAGAUGAAGAUAGCGAACCAGAGGAAAUGCCCCCUGAAGCCAAGAUGCGCAUGAAGAACAUCGGAAGGGAUACACCAACCUCAGCAGGACCAAAUUCGUUCAAUAAAGGAAAGCAUGGAUUUUCUGACAACCAGAAGCUAUGGGAACGAAAUAUAAAAUCUCAUCUUGGAAAUGUCCAUGACCAAGAAAAUAACUAAAUGAUGUGGAUUACAAGUUGGGUGUUUUGGGGGGAGGGGAGGGUGUAACAUUAAAGGAACAGUUUCCUUUUUUAAGAAUGGUAUGAGACUAUCUUUGGAGCCACUUUUUUAAGACUUUGAGUGGUACACUAAUAAAUGAGUUUGAAAUUAGAGGUAAUUUAUGUUUUGUAUACAGAUUUCAAGGCAUUUGCUAAUUUUGUAGUUCAUGUGAUUAGUUUCAAAAGGUUACAGAUAAUAAAGAAAUUGGAGUGGUACCUUUUUAAGAUAAUUUUUUUUGUCAGUGAUUAAAUAAGGUGGAUGAAAAAGGUUACUGUCUCUUUAAUCAGGUUAAAAUUGAAUGCUCUUGCAUUCUCACUUCUGGCUCCCUCUUCAUAACAGGAGAAACACUUGACUCCUAGGAAUUCUGCUAACGAGAGCGAGCAUUGUCUUGUGCUAGAAGUGUUACUGGACUAUUAAUUUGAGUAUAAUCUUACACAGGAAAUAAUAAGAACCUGGAUUUUUUUUCUCCCUGCAGUCACCUUUUGUUAAGUCUCUGCAAACUAGGAAUUAUGUUGCUCUGAGUGGCUCUGGUAACUUAGCUCUGAUUUUGUUUAAAACUUCAUGUAGGAUGUGUAACCUUCAGUGGCCUGUUCUGUCCUAAGGAAAUGGGCCUUGUCUGUAUAUUAGAUACAGUCUGUAAAGAAUAGUCACUACAAAGGUAAAAUCAGUCUUUUCAGUGUGCUCCUUUUAAGUCAUUAGCCUUGAGUAGUGCUUGUUAGCAUUUCCUAGUGGUACACAAAAGCCACCACCAAAAAUACAAGCUAAUGUACAUUAAGCUUCACCUUUGGUUGAAAUAUUUUUCUUUACUAUGCCUAGAAGGAAUAAAAGCCACACCAAAAAUCGGUAACUCACUGCUUAAGUAUGAAAAAUCUAAGAUGCACUUUCCCUGUCUUGCCAUUUAAGACAAAAUGCCUUGAUGCCUAUGACCUCAGUGGACACUAUCAGGUUGAGGAAUGCUGUAUCACACUCCUGAUGUUUCUAACAAGUGUCAACUUUGGAAAUAAAACUUGACCUUUUCCUGCCUGUCUUCCUUUUGCAGUGAUUUGCAGCAGUGACAUGAAUCUGGUCAGUUUAUUUCUUAGCUUCCAUACUGCAGGAGGGUGCUGAAGGAUUUUGGUGCUAGUAAUGACUGUCUAAAUUUCAGUCUAAUUUAGAUUGUGUAUUUGUAGAACAUUUUGCUAACAAAACUGGUUAAAUAUAACAUUAUCAACAGCAACACCACCACCUGCCCCAAGAGCACCACCUCCCCUACCCCAAACAAACAUAAUACUUUUUUAAAACUCAAAUACCUGAUAGUGUCAACCACUAAAUUAAUUUCAGCUGGAAAAUGGUUGUAGCAUUCAAUACAUUAAUUGCUUUCAUCUUGCCUCUGAAACUGUCUUCUUGCUAAAGUUGAACUUGCAAGUGCAGAAAGGAAAGUGCAUCUUGAAAUGUAUUUUUUUAUCAUUAUUAUUAUUAUUAUUUUAGGAAAGCUCUGACCACUUAGACUUUUGAGUUUGUAAGUUCUAAAAAUAUUUUUUUGUAUUUUUGUAUUGUAUGUGUAAUCUUUUUUCUUUUGAAGUCUGAUGCAGUUGAAUACCUGUAACUGUUUUCUUUUAAAAGCCUUGUUAUAAACUUAACAUAAAAAUGUAUACAUUAUUUUUCUUCCAUAGCAGAAAUAUUUGGUUUAUUUAAAACUAAACACAGUUUCAAAAGUGACUUUCAGGACUUCCAAAACCAAUUUGGGCAUUAAUGGAACAAGCCAAGACAAACUUUUCACUUUUUUUCAUCACAUGUGGUUAUGUUUGUCUAAAUAAAUCCCUUUAAGAUAGUGGUAA